AUGACUACUAAUCAAAAACGAACUAUUUAUGCAGGAGGUUUAGCCGAGGAAGUAGAUGAAAAUGUUUUAAAUGCAGCUUUUAUUCCAUUCGGAGAUAUAAUAGAUAUUCAAAUACCUUUAGAUUAUGAAACCGAAAAACACAGAGGCUUUGCAUUCAUCGAAUUUGAAAGUGCGGAAGAUGCAGCUGCUGCUAUUGAUAACAUGAAUGAUUCCGAAUUAUUCGGUCGAACCAUUAGAGUUAAUUUGGCAAAGCCUCAAAAAAUAAAAGAAGGAUCAACGAAACCUGUGUGGUCUGAAGAUAGUUGGCUUCAGGAACAUGCUGGUAAAACGUUAAAUAAUGAACCGGAAAAUUUUGAAAGUGGAGAUGAGGAUGACAAAAAUAAUCAUGUAAAUAAGGAAGAUAAUGAUGAUACUGUGAAAAAGAAAAAGGAUAAUGAUAUUACGGAAUCUACUCCUAAAAAAUUAAAAAAGGUUUGA
Molecule: messenger RNA, 477 nt
Organism: Pediculus humanus corporis (human body louse)
Lineage: Eukaryota; Metazoa; Arthropoda; Insecta; Psocodea; Pediculidae
Product: peptidyl-prolyl cis-trans isomerase E, putative
Exons: 3
Coding region: 1-477 (158 amino acids)
Molecular function (GO): RNA binding
Source: RefSeq, a predicted model, not a curated record